GCUUGGGUAGAUGCUUCUCAGGCCCGAGCUUUGUCCCUCCUGUCACCUGUGCUGGUCCAGUGUGGAGAGGCCCAGGUGAUGGUGACUGUGAAGAGAGACCUGUUUGGCACCGGCAGACUCGUCCAGGUAGAGGGCCUGAGUUUGGGUCCAUCUGGCUGCCAACCCACAACCUACAAUGCUGCCGAGAACACGGUGAUCUUCAAUGUCGGUCUUCAUGAGUGCGGGAGUGUCUUGCAGAUGACUGCUGAGUUUCUGGUCUACAGCAUCAGUCUCCAUUAUAAGCCCACCCCUUCUUCCCACAGUGUCAUUGUAAGAACCAGCCCAGUCGACGUCCCCAUUGAGUGUCACUACCCAAGGAGAAACAAUGUAAGCAGUAAUGCAAUCAAGCCAACAUGGAUUCCGUUCACAUCAACGAUUUCUGCAGAAGAAAAACUACGUUUCUCCUUGCGUUUGAUGAAUGAUGGCUGGAGCGCAGAGAGAGCCUCCAACGGCUACCAGUUGGGAGAAAUCAUGUAUAUUCAGGCUGAAGUAAUCGCAGAAAACCACACGCCUCUCCGGCUCUUUGUUGAUAGCUGUGUGGCCACGUUGAGCCCAGAGGCAGACUCCAGUCCCCGCUAUCCCAUCAUCGAUUUCAAGGGCUGCCUGGUAGAUGGAAAAUCUGAUUCCAGCUCAACCUUCUUAUCACCAAGGCUCAGAGAUGACUUUCUUCAAUUCACAGUAGACGUCUUCCGGUUUAGCGAAGACCCCCGAGAUCUGAUCUACAUCACCUGUCAUUUGAAAGUCUCUGCGGCUACUCAAGCCCCCGAUCCUGAGAACAAAGCUUGCUCCUUCCAUCAGGCUAGUAACAGCUGGGUUCCAGUUGAAGGAACCGCAGUUAUUUGCUCUUGUUGUGAAACCCAGAAUUGUAUAAAUCAAAGGAGGCAGAUGCUGACGUGA
Messenger RNA from Protobothrops mucrosquamatus (brown spotted pit viper), 936 nucleotides. Its product is annotated as zona pellucida sperm-binding protein 3-like. The transcript has 8 exons. Gene Ontology annotation, biological process: positive regulation of acrosome reaction; egg coat formation; binding of sperm to zona pellucida. The record is from RefSeq and is a predicted model, not a curated record. The coding region runs from base 79 to 936 and encodes 285 amino acids. Gene Ontology annotation, cellular component: extracellular matrix. Lineage: Eukaryota; Metazoa; Chordata; Lepidosauria; Squamata; Viperidae. Gene Ontology annotation, molecular function: acrosin binding.